AGAGCAUUCUAAAAAUAAAUCUCUAGAACUCCACUCUGAGUACACUAUCAACUUCAUGUCAUCAAUAAGCGCAAACUAGCUCAACUCAAUUACUCAAAAAAUCCACAUCCAUGUUCAUUUGGAUUGCAUGGCAGUUACUUCAAAAACUACUGUUAAUGGAAACAACAUCACCAUCUUCCAAGAUAAAAGUAGUUUCCAACUACAGCUUAUUAGCUCUAAGAAAUGCAUGUCUGCCACUUCCAAUACUACCGCAUCAGAAAGACAAUUCAGUAGUUGUCCUUCCUAAUAAUAAGACUAAAAAAAUGAUUUUUUUUUUUUACAUCAGAUAUUUCAUGAUGUAACGACUACUCUUUCAACCUACUAUUUCAUCCACAUAAUCUUGCAGGUCACGUUCAGAGCAUAGGAUACAUAUAUGAAAUCCUGUCUGCCUUCAGUAUAAAUAUCUUCCCUACCACUUCUUUGAUUUCCAAACCACCAUAACAUGGCUUCCAAUUGCUGGAAAUCCUAUUUACAGUGCUUUCAUGAUGAGUUUCAAAUGGAAAGUGGUAGCUGUAGCUUCUCUAGUGAUAUUUUGCCAUCCCUGGGAGCAACCAUAAACAGGUCUAUAAAACUCAGGAAGUACAUUAUAUCUCCCUACGAUCCAUAUUACAGGGCUUGGGAGAUUUUCCUGAUUCUCCUGGUCAUUUACUCCGCUUGGAUCUGCCCAUUCGAGUUUGCUUUUUUUAAAUAUUUACCAAAUAACCUAUUUUUUUUCGAUAACAUAGUCAAUGGUUUCUUUACCAUUGAUAUCGUCCUCACCUUCUUUGUCGCUUACCUUGACCAUAAGACCUAUCUCCUGGUAGAUGACCCAAAAAUGAUUGCAAAAAGGUAUUUAUCAUCAUGGUUCAUCUUUGAUAUCUGUUCAAUAACUCCCUUCCAGCCAAUCAGCCUUCUAUUUGGUGAGCGCAGUAAUAGUCUUGGUUUGAAGGUUCUCAAUAUGUUGAGACUCUGGCGUCUUCAUCGGGUCAGUUCCCUUUUUGCAAGGCUUGAGAAGGAUAUUCGAUUCAACUAUUUCUGGACACGAAUCACAAAACUGGUCUCAGUAACUCUAUUUGCAGUACACUUUGCUGGAUGCUUCAACUACUUCAUUGCUGAUAGAUAUCCAGAUCCCAAAAGAACUUGGAUAGGUGCAGUGGUGCCUGAUUUCAAGGAAGAAAGUUUGUGGAUCAGAUAUGUAACAGCAAUAUAUUGGUCUAUUACAACAUUGACAACAACAGGUUAUGGCGACUUACAUGCUGAGAACACAAGGGAGAUGUUAUUUGACAUUUUCUACAUGCUCUUCAAUUUGGGACUAACAGCAUAUAUCAUUGGGAAUAUGACUAACCUGGUUGUCCAGGGGACAAGUCGUACAAGAAACUUUAGAGACAAAAUUCAAGCUGCUUCCGGGUUUUCAGCAAGAAAUCAAUUGCCUCGUCAUUUAAAAGACCAAAUGCUAUCUCACAUAUGCCUUUGGUUCAAGACAGAAGGAUUGAAACAACAGGAAACUUUGAAUGGCCUCCCAAAGGCUAUUCGUUCAAGCAUAGCUCAUUUUCUGUUUUUUCAGAUUGUAGAGAAAGCCUAUCUUUUCCAAGGAGUCUCCUUUCAUUUCAUAUUUCAAGUGGUUACAGAGAUGCAAGCUGAGUUUUUCCCUCCAAAGGAAGAUGUGAUUCUGCAAAAUGAGUCACCAAAUGAUCUGUAUAUACUUGUGUCAGGAGCUGUGGAACUGAGAACAUACAAAGAAGGCACCAAAAAAAUCUUUGGAAGAGCAGUGGCAGGAGACGUCAUUGGAGAGAUAGGGGUUCUAUACUACUGCCAACAACCUUACACAGCUCGAACUACAGAAUUGUCACAAAUUCUUAGGCUGAACAAAGCUAUACUAAAGAACAUAAUCCAAGAUAACAAAGAGGAUGGAAUUAUCAUCAUGAGCAAUCUUUUCCAAAAGUUAAGGUUGCAUAAAAGCUUAUACCCUGGAUUGGAGCCUAAAGAUCAGAGAUUAGCUCUCACAGAAUUGCUAGAAGGGUUGCCAAUCAAAGUAAAUCAAUGUUCUUGUGCUCAGCAUUCUCUCUUUUGCCAUGCCAGGAGAACGCAAACAGAUGAAGGAAUUUCAUUAUGCAGUACAGCAGGUACUGGUGAAACUGAUACAGUCAAUGAAGUUCUGAAACAUAGAGCUGAUCCAAAUUCAAUAGAGGCAGAUGAUGGGUGGACAGCAAAAGUACAUGAGCUGAAAUGCAAAAGGAACAAGGAUAUCCAUGGUCUAAAAUCAGUUCAUGAAAACAAAACAGGAUUCAGAUGGGAACAACAGAAAGAAAUUAUGCAAACAACAAAUGCAAGAGAUGUAAUGAUUUCAGAUAUAGUGAAAAAUUCCUGUCCAAGGAAAAGAAGAGAGUCAUCUGACAGUGGUAUAGAAAAGAUGACUAAAAGGGUCACAAUACAUUUGCAUUCACCGAAGGAGAUAGCACCAAUAGACCAGAAUGUAAAGCUUAUAAUCCUACCUAAUUCCUUAAACGAGCUGCUCAAGAUUGGUAGUGAGAAGUUUGUGGGUCACCUACCUACAAAAGUGGUCAACCAAGAGAAUGCAGAAAUAGAAGAUAUUAGAGUAGUUCGAGAUGGGGACCACUUGUUCUUGCUCGAGAUCUGAGAAAAUGACUGCAAAUCAAAAUGUGAAAUGGCCAUUUCCAAGGUAGAUGUUAUGACCUGCAAAACAUUCAUGAAGAAUCGAACAAUCUAUGGCCGAUAAAAACAAAAUAGUCAAAAAUUUUAACAAGUUAUGCUACAAUUUGUAAAAAAAAUGCAUUGCAAAAUUGAAUUUCCCUAAAGCAAUUUUAAAAGCAAUGGAUAUUUUACAAUUCAGUAAGAGCAUUUUUAUUGGUAACGAGGGUGGCAUAUUAAGUGACAGGAUCACUGCUUCUAGCACAGUUGCUACAGUAUUGAUGGUACAUAUCUGCUUGCUGAAAAUGAGUUACAGUAUGCAUAAAAUUCUACAAGUGUUGAGAGUAAAUUCUAUUGAGUAUCAAUGGGAACAUUGUAAAAUUAGUUGGUGUUUAUCCCCCAUUAAAUUAUUAAAAUGUAGCUUGAAAAUCAAUUUCAGAAAAAAGAUGAACAACUAUAUUGUACAUCUCAUGUAGAGACGGUAACUAUUGUUGGUAACUUAAAUGGACUUGGUUCUAGUAGUAUAUCUUAUGAGAGGUUUCAUGGCGUGUGGGGAAUAGAGAUUAAAAUGUGAAGGAGUUAUACUUGAUUUCAAUCUAGAAUACGAUGGAUGCUCAGAACCAUCCUAGGGAAACCUACUAAGAGGUGUUAGAGGGAAGAUGAAGAA
Phalaenopsis equestris is the source of this 3334-nucleotide messenger RNA. Its product is annotated as potassium channel KAT3-like. Bases 482 to 2656 code for a protein of 724 amino acids. Gene Ontology annotation, cellular component: membrane. Lineage: Eukaryota; Viridiplantae; Streptophyta; Magnoliopsida; Asparagales; Orchidaceae. Gene Ontology annotation, molecular function: voltage-gated potassium channel activity. The transcript is spliced from 11 exons. The record is from RefSeq and is a predicted model, not a curated record. Gene Ontology annotation, biological process: transmembrane transport; potassium ion transport.